Messenger RNA from Spodoptera litura, 524 nucleotides. NCBI's taxonomy places the organism in Eukaryota, Metazoa, Arthropoda, Insecta, Lepidoptera, Noctuidae. The record is from RefSeq and is a predicted model, not a curated record.
AGUGGGAUCUUUUUAACAUUAAUUGCGGGUUAAAAAGAUAUUUUAGUAACAAUAAACUAUUAUUCUAAGUGUCGUUGUGUACAAGAAUAAUAAAUAUGGAGCACGCACGUCCUCCAGUGGAAUUAUCGCUCGACGGUGGUCCGGCCGCGCGGUCCGACGCGUGGCAUAAAUGGCGGAAACAGUUCGAGGUUUUCCUAAAAGCAUCUGGAGUGAGCAAAGAGCCUAAGGAAGUUCAGGCUAGUUUGUUGGUUAACCUCAUCGGAUCAGCUGGUUAUGAGGCUUUUACAACUUUUACGUUUGAAGGAGGUGAAAGUGAAGACGACAUUCAUUGCGUAUUAAGGAAGUUCGAUAAAUAUUUCGGCACGAAACCAAAUAUCACAGUGCGGCGGUUUAAAUUCUUUUCACGCGAUCAGGAAGAGGGUGAAAACAUCCAUCAAUAUGUAACCGCGUUGAGGGUAUUGAGUCAGCAGUGCGAGUUCAGUGAAUUGCACGAGAGCCUGUUGCGUGAUAGGAUUGUGUGUUAG